Messenger RNA from Recurvomyces mirabilis, 4242 nucleotides. RefSeq lists its product as uncharacterized. The transcript has a single exon. Bases 1 to 4242 code for a protein of 1413 amino acids. Lineage: Eukaryota; Fungi; Ascomycota; Dothideomycetes; Mycosphaerellales; Teratosphaeriaceae. Gene Ontology annotation, cellular component: cytoplasm. The record is from RefSeq and is a predicted model, not a curated record. Gene Ontology annotation, biological process: intracellular signal transduction; protein phosphorylation. Gene Ontology annotation, molecular function: protein serine/threonine kinase activity; ATP binding.
AUGUCAGCGGGUGAGGACGGCAGUGGAGGGAAUGGAGAGCAACAGCGACCAUCGAGUCGCAGCGCAGGUCAUGCAGGAGGAAACAGCAGCAGCAGCAGCAUUGGCAGUACAGCGUGGACAGAGGUACCUAUCACCGUCAAGGUGCUGUCGCCGAGCAAUACUUCAGACGCAUCGACCAUCCAACAAGACUAUUUCAUGACGCAUACCUUCGCUCCUUCCGCCGACCAUGGCCAGACGACGACGAAUACAACGCCUACCUCAAGCGCGAAGACGGGUGCCAGCGAGGCAACUGCUGCUGGCAAGAUGCAGGUGCCGGAUGUGGGAUCCUUCCUGCAUGCGACUGAGCAACGGCCAGUAGCGCACAGCCAACUGUCAAGCAUGAGCACCGAGAGCAAUGCCACCAUUCGUGCAAGCCACACCAACGGGACUGUAAGCGUACCGCUGACCAGCGCAAUACUAUCACCAACGACACCAGGCCGACCCGCCUUCCCCAAUCAGUCUUACGCUGCCUUGCAAAGUCAGAAGUAUCCUGUACGGAGACAUCCUGCUCCAGUACUUCGACAAAGAAGCUCUCAUCCUGGCCAGAUAUACACGUUUACAUCCGCGCUGGCUUCGUCACAUCAGGGCGGCUCGCGCACUGCUGGCAACUCGCCAGCUGUGACACCGGGUGUUGGCCUCUUCCAGCCCAAUACGGCGCCGCCGACCGAGGACUACGAUUCUCCGGACACGCCUGGCACUUAUGCCAGUCCCUUUCUGCAUUUCACACAGCGGCAGGCGCCGAAAGAGACCCAUGUCGCGGAUAUCGAUGUUGAUCCGGUGUCAGGUCGUAAGCUGAUCAACCACUACGAGGUCGUUGAUGAGAUAGGUCGUGGCGCGCAUGGUAAGGUCAAGCUGGGCCGCGACCUCCACUCUGCCGAAGGGACAUAUGUUGCCAUCAAGAUUGUGGAGCGCUACUCGCGCCGGCGGAAGUUGGGCAAGCUGGUGUCGGCUGCCGAAGACAAAGUGAAGAAGGAGGUUGCUAUUCUCAAGAAAGUACGACAUCCUAAUAUUGUCGCAUUGCUAGAGGUCAUCGACGAUCCGAGCAGGAAGAAGGUUUACAUUGUGCUGGAGUACGUGGAACGUGGCGAAAUCAAGUGGCGGACCACCGCUCCGCGUGAGAUCGCGGUCGUGGAAGCACGGCGAUAUGAACGUGAGCGUACGGAGAAGCAGAGUGCGCAAGCUGUUGCUGAAGGAGAGGCGAUCACUGCUGAAGCGCAACGACGCCUCGCCAAGGAGAAGAGGCGACAGAGACGCGAACAGCGUGGCUGGCUACGGCGCAUGCAUGAGGAGCAACCUGACAACCAGAACUACUUCAGUAACGAGAUGGGUGAUGACAUGAGCGACCAAUCCGAGGAAGAUCGUCUAUCGCGGGUGUCUACAAGUACGACAAUCGAUUCCAGGAAUGCCAGCAGGUUGUUCUCUGAUGCACGACGCGGCUCGCGAGCUGUAUCGCCUCUACCGCCGCACAGUGAAGUGCCAUCACCGACGGACGCGUCAGGCACGCAUCUGAGCCCGAUCACUGCGGAGUCACGCACCACAUCGCCGACGGCGAUGCAGCUCCCUGAGGGUGUCAGCCUGUUCCAUACAAGGCUCGAAGGCACCAUGUACGGACCGUAUGAUAUGAGCUCGGCUGGAUCCUCACGUGUGAACAGUGUUGCUAACAGUGAGAUCGACCUCACACAGCUCGCCCACGAAAUUCUCGACAGCGAACUACACCCCGAGCUGAUGUACGUCCCUGUCAUGACUAUGCAGGAGUGUCGUGUCGCAUUCAGAGACACGCUGCUUGGUCUGCGAUACCUCCACUUCCAAGGAAUAGUCCACCGCGACAUCAAGCCACCGAAUCUGCUGGAGACCAUCGAUCACCGAGUGAAGAUAUCCGACUUUGGCGUCUCUUAUCUCGGCCGACCACGAGUCGAGGACGAGCCCAGCGAAGAUGUUAGUGAGCACGAAGCGCAAGACUUUGACGAGGCCAAGGAACUAGCCAAGACCGUUGGCACUCCGGCUUUCUACGCUCCAGAAUUGUGCACGGUCGAUCCGGGUGAUGAACCGAUGCCGGUGACCAAGGCGAUCGAUGUUUGGGCGCUCGGUAUCACACUUUUCUGCAUGCUCUUCGCCCGCACACCGUUCGUUGAUGCCGAGUAUGUGGUCAUGCGGCAGAUAGCUGACGAGGAGAUCUACGUGCCACGCGAGCGACUACGACCUGUCAACGAAAAGCCAACGAGCCGGCCGUCAUCGCAUGGCCGGACAUUUACUCCACAAUUCACGAGCAAGCGCCAUGAGUUAGAUCUUUUAUACGAAGAGAUCGAUGAUGAUCUUCACGACCUGCUACACAGACUGCUGACCAAAGACCCGAGAGAUCGCAUCACAUUGGAGGAAGUACGACAUCACCCAUGGGUGCUCGCUGACCUUCCGAACAAAGGGAGGUGGCUCGAGGAAACCGAUCAGGGCCGACAGAGCCAUGGCAAGAAGAUCGAGGUUUCCAACGAGGACGUCAAAACUGCCGUCAUACCGUUGCAGUUUCUGGAUCGUGUCAGGUCUGGCAUCAAGAAAGUGACUGAUAGGCUUGGACUCAGUAGCGCCAGCAGCAGUAAGCCUUCUAGCAGAGGUCGUGCGCAAUCCAGUGCUGGCAACAAUAGCGACGGUAGCCACGCCGCUUCGCCGGUUGCGUCGGCUUCAUCAUCGAGUAGUACUCUUAACUACGAUGGUCGACGCUCGAGUUUAAGAGGAGACGAAAGCAUCCUUCCGGCGCUGAAAGCAUCACGGCAUGGCGAGCACCCAUUAUCUAGGAGUGUGGCUGCCAGUCCCGAGGAGGAUCGCAAUUCGUACUUCCUGGAUACGACAUUGGCGGAUGCUGAGCUUGCCAAUCAUGUGCCGGAAUUGACGAAGCAGCCCUCGCCGCCUCGUCCUAAUAUGCCGGAGCGGUCGAGGACGAUCAUGUCUACUACCACAUCGAUCAAGACCAUCAAACAGUCGGACAUUGGCCGAGGACGCGAGUCGCCUCCACCAUCUCCCGGUCUGCCUGGUACGCCGAUAGCACUCGAAUCUCCAGGAGGUUCAGGAUUGCAGGCGAUCCUCGGCAGUGGCGCAGCUCGUCGUGCUUUCAAGGCGCUCAGAGAGCGAAGUAUGCCAAGGACUACAGAAGGCAGAGCGCCAUCACUCGACAGACAGUCAGUAGAAUCAUAUGAUGCGCAUGGCGAGCCCACCAUCGCGCUCAGCCCGACUAGCGCUGAAGGUCACGUCAACCUACCAGCAUCACUGCAAGAUCGUAGUAGGCCGAGCAGUAUACAGAACAGUCCAGUGCCUUCGAGGGCACACUCGGUAGUGGCUUCGCCUACAGAUGUGCACGGUCGCGCUGGCGCUUUCAGUCGGACAGCCUCUUCACGCUCAAUACAAUCAGUCUGUGUCGCCGAAGUCGUCAGACAAAACUCAUCAGGACAACCACGAGCUAUCUCAGGAUCCAGCGCUGAGGACUGGCAGCGCGCUGAUGAUGAACGCAUCAGGAAACUGAUCCGCGAAGGUCAAGAUGCCGAGGAGCGGCCUACUGCUAUCUUUGAUGAUCGCACUUGCCCACCCAGCCCGGAUGAUAACGCUAUGCGACGCCGGCCAUCACGACAGAUCGACACUGUCAUGGAGACUUCUGAGCCCACCCUGUACCAUGGCACGAGUCCACGAGAUCGAAUCGCUCAGCUACCGCCCGCGAUGGUGUCAAGCUCCUCGGACUUUGGAUCCGCUGUAUCCAUGUCGAUCUCGAAUCCAUCAAUACCGUCUGUCAUCUCCGAAGCAUCAUCCUUCGACCAUGGCGAUAGUAUGCCCCUGCAUUACCAUGACGACAAACGCAACGACUCUUCGGAUGGCACAAUCAAUCCUCCGAAUGCACUGCGACAGGACCACGUAGACGAUGGCUAUACACCAGAGGAAGAAGAGACAGCUUUGAGCAGCGACAAUGAGGACGACUACGCCUCAUCUUCCGACAGCGACGGCGGUCUCGUGAUGCGCAGACGAAGAAGCAAAACUGCCACUAACGGCGGCAGCACGACCGCCAACAGUAACUCGCUGGGUCCGAAAGCAAGGCGCAGCACAGGACUAUCAGCCCAUUCGAAAAAGUCGAGUCGAAGCGGUAGUAACACUACCAUGAAGAAAGUCCGAACGAGGGACAGCGAGGACGAAAGAAAACGAGCUUCUUUCGAGUUGCGGGAGGAGUGA